Molecule: messenger RNA, 1224 nt
Organism: Dromiciops gliroides (monito del monte)
Lineage: Eukaryota; Metazoa; Chordata; Mammalia; Microbiotheria; Microbiotheriidae
Product: mortality factor 4-like protein 2
Exons: 1
Coding region: 1-1224 (407 amino acids)
Biological process (GO): chromatin organization; regulation of DNA-templated transcription
Cellular component (GO): nucleus; NuA4 histone acetyltransferase complex
Source: RefSeq, a predicted model, not a curated record
AUGGCCUCUUCCACGUUCGAGGGUAGGCUGGGCCCAAACCCACCCGUUUUCCAAGAGGGGGAGACCGUGCUGAUUUUCCAAGGAUCCAAGAUGCGCAAGGCCCAGUGUAUCUGGGUGACUGUUGAGAAGGAGCAAAUCAAAUAUCUAGUCUGUUAUCCAUCUGGGAGUGAGAUCAGUUCAGCCAGGAGAGGGGCUACGGUCUACCCGAGUGCUCCCCUCUGGCGGCCCCCAUCAGCUCCGACCGGACCCACCCCAAGUGGUCCAUGGUUGUGGCCUAGCCAUAGCAGCAGUGGCAGUUGUUGCAGCAAGCCCAUGGUCCUGGGAAGGGGGGAUAGCAGAAUCCUAGACCCGCUGCCUGUUGCCCCUAUGUUAUUCUUCAAAAAGCCACUUUACCCACUUGUCCCCCAUGGCUGGGAAUAUGACUGGGUGCUCGAGGGCAGUGUACUUCGCUACUCUGCUGCCUACAUGCAGAGGGACAGACAUGCCUAUCUCCUCCUCCAGAUAGCUGCUGAGAGGAAACAACAGCGGGAACACCCACAUACCUCCUCCUGGGGUAGCGACCAUUGCAACCCAGGCGAAGGCAGUACCGCUGGGGGCACAAUGGUGCAACCCAACCCGGAGAUAGGUAGGAUGCGCGUUCAAGGGAGAGGAAGUGAGCCAUCGAAAGACAGAGAUGUUACCCCGGACCCAGAAAAAGAAUCCAUGGGCAGGCAGGAAAUCCAGAUCCACCUACCCAAGGUCCUGAGGUCCCUACUCGUGCAGGAUUGGGAGCUGGUGACCCUCGAGAAGAAGCUGGUCACCAUACCGGCCAGGAAGACCGUUGACGCCAUCCUGACCGAGUAUGCCACCUUCCAGUCAAACAACCAAUCCAUUGACAAGAAGUGUGCCAUCAGUGGACUAGUGUCUUUGAUCAAAGAGUACUUCGACAUGGUGCUGGCCACCCAGCUGCUCCACAAGUUCGAGAGACCUCAGUAUGCCGAGAUCCUGGCCCGUUAUCCCAACUGUCAGAUGUCCCAGCUCUAUGGAGGUGCCCACCUGAUCCGCCUCUUCCCUCAGAUGGCCUCCAUUCUCACUUCCACAUCUCUGAAUGAAAGCAGCCUCAAUGUGCUCUUGAGUCACUUGCAAGAUUUCCUGGCAUAUCUGGCCAGAGAUCCUUCUCAGCUAUCUGUAGCAGCCACUGAUUACCAGCUGGCCACUGAGGAGUACCAGAAAAAAGCUGAGUAA